Molecule: messenger RNA, 2450 nt
Organism: Brassica napus (rape)
Lineage: Eukaryota; Viridiplantae; Streptophyta; Magnoliopsida; Brassicales; Brassicaceae
Exons: 11
Coding region: 206-2314 (702 amino acids)
Source: RefSeq, a predicted model, not a curated record
ACACGUGGCAUUUAUUUUGUGGGUUGGAUCACGACGAGUCGACGAAGGCACGGCGGCUUCUUCACUUGUCGUUUCUUCGUCUCUCUUGUAAAACCGAAAAAUUUCACGAGGCGGAGCAACUCUGAGAUCGCCGGCAGAUUUUGUUCGCAGAGAGGAGAAAUACAGAGGUAGAAGUAGACAAAACCGAGGGGAAAAGAAGCUAAGGAUGGAUUGUACGCGGGUGAAUUGGGAAGCGCUCGAUGCUCUGAUCAUCGAUUUCGUUACCUCCGAGAACCUGGUGGUAGAAGAAGACGCAUGCGCGAAUUCAUCGCCGUCUCCUUCUUCGUCGCCUUGCAUCUCCUCAUCGUCGUAUCACGCUAGAUUGAUCAUUCGCCGGAUCCGAAACUCGAUUGAGUCCGGGGACAUUCAGAACGCCAUCGACACCCUUCGCUCUCACGCUCCUUUCGUCCUCGAUGAUCACAGGAUUCUCUUUCGCCUUCAGAAACAGAAAUUUAUUGAGCUGCUGAGGAAAGGAAGGCAUGAAGACCGUGUUGCUGCUAUUCAUUGCUUGAGGACUUGUGUUGCUCCCUCUGCUCUCGAUGCCUAUCCGCAUAGCAAGCAACCCUUCUUGUUUUCCUUAUUUCUCUUUCUAUUCAAGUUAUCAGAAGCGUACGAGGAGUUCAAGCAUCUCCUUCUUGCACUCAUUUAUGAUAAAGAUGAUCAAACCUCUCCAGUUUCAAACGAGUGGGCAGAGAAAAGAAGGUACGAAAUGGCUGGACUGAUGUCAUCUGUCUUGAGGGCUUCUUUACAAGCAUAUGAUCCUCUAUUUUCAAUGACCCUAAGAUAUCUGAUCAGCAUACAUAAAGGAUUUUGCUUUCACCAAGGGAUUUCCUCCGCAGUUUCUGAUCUCACCCAUAGGUUGCUCUUGGAGGAACGUGAUCCCCCCGCUACUCCUCUGGAAAGCAUGUACGAAGCACCACCCUUUGAUGAGGUGGACAUACAGGCUCUUGCUCAUGCGGUUGAGCUCACUAGACAAGGUGCCGUUGAUAGCAUGAAAUUUGCCAAAGGUGACCUCUUCCAGGCUUUCCAGAAUGAAUUGUGCAGGAUGCAAUUAGAUGUUUCUGUUCUUGAUGAGCUUGUUAAGGAGUACUGCAUAUACAGGGGUAUUGUUGAUUCAGAGAUACAAAUGAUCACGGGUCCUGUCAAACGCAACCAAUUUGAGGUGGCCCAUAGGUUAUCAAGAGAUUGUUCUACUGAAAUAGAUCUCAACACAAGUCAACAUUCAGAUGUCGAGGACUACAGCAUGCUUGAUGGCGCACUCGUAAAUGACGCUGAAAUGUCUAGCAAAGAAGGAGGUGAAGUUGGCAGUGAACGAACCAAUGUUUCUGAAGAUUGCAGCAAUAGCUGGUCAAACAAAUGUGAAAACACAAGAGCUCUGGUUAGAAUUAGAUCCCAUAUGAACUGUGAGAGCAAUAAACGAAAAAGAUGGCGAGGGAGAAUUGAUGAAACGGAUCGUCUUCCUGAUCCUUCAUUUUCGAAGUCUGAGACAGGCAUAAACCCUUUAGAGAAUAAGUAUGAAAUAGCCUUGGCGCUGAAGGAAUUGGUUAGUAGAGGAAUGGUAGCAGAAGCCGUUAAUGAGAUCAGCACCAUGGAUCCAGACUUUUUCACACAGAAUCCGGUUUUACAUUUCCAUCUUAAGCAGGUUGAAUUUCUAAAGCUGGUGAGUGCUGGUGAUCACAACGGAGCACUAAAGGUCGCGUGCUCUCACUUAGGUCCCUUGGCAGCCAAUGACCAGUCUUUACUGAAGACAUUGAAGGAAACUUUGGUAGUUUUACUCCAACCCGACGGAAACACAACUGGGAAAGAUUUGCCUUUGAAUGAUCUGGCCAAUACGCUGCAGGUUUCUGUGGGUAAUAGGCUGGGGAUCGAAGAACCGCAGCUUAUGAAAAUAAUAAGAGCGACGCUUCACUCGCAUACUGAGUGGUUCAAGCUUCAGAUGUGUAAAGACCGGUUCAGUAACCUCCUUAAGAUAGAUUCUUUGAAAGAAGUGAACACUGAUUUGAUCGGUGCUAUCAAAUCAAGAUCAAACAAAGAGAACAACGCAAACUUGUCAUCUCAGCUCACGACGACGUCUUCGAGCACCAUGACCUCCGAAGAUGGUGGUAGCAGCAGCUUGAUGAUGACGACUCAGACUUCGUCAAGAGAGGCCUUGUGGGAAGAAAGUGCAAUACUUAAAGUAAUGGAAUUUCUGGCGUUGUCGAGGUCUGAUGCAAUACAACUACUAUCACAAUACAAUGGAAACGCUGAGGCUGUGAUCCAGCAACUCUUUGGCUAAACCGAACAGAGCGAAAGUUCUUUUAAAUUUGCAUGAGAUUAUUUGUUUAUUCUUUCUGCAUUUGGUGUAUGUACAUUACUUAACUCAGAUACACUUGUGAAAGAAGAGAAACAAAUGCUAGUUUUAAACAGUAAAA